Drosophila ficusphila is the source of this 1554-nucleotide messenger RNA. RefSeq names its product tRNA (guanine(37)-N1)-methyltransferase. Gene Ontology annotation, cellular component: cytoplasm; mitochondrial matrix. The record is from RefSeq and is a predicted model, not a curated record. Lineage: Eukaryota; Metazoa; Arthropoda; Insecta; Diptera; Drosophilidae. Bases 127 to 1506 code for a protein of 459 amino acids. Gene Ontology annotation, biological process: mitochondrial tRNA methylation; tRNA N1-guanine methylation. The transcript has a single exon.
GGUUAAUAAAUAUUUAGGGAAUUUGGAAGAACUCCUUAUACUUCUGCGCAAUCCCACAUUGUUCGAACAUUCACUCCUGUCGCCAAUAACCGCGGAUACCCACGAAUCUAGGUCGCACGUGUUUGGAUGUUUAUGGUGACCAAUUUGAAGGUCCCGGGAUUAGCGCUUAGUGUCACCCGUUUACGUCACUACUUUCGAAACAUGGACGCGAAGGAGCUGCAGCCACCUGCUGCGGUGCGCGGGAUGCAGGAGCUUCGAAGAGACGAGUUCCGGAAGAGCGUCCAAGUGCCCCGAUUACGGGUGCCCGAAGCCCAAGUACAACGAGUUAUGCCGCUGGUCAAGCGGUUUCUGCUAAAAAUGGAGCACCUGCACCCGGUCCGAGCGGUAGACCAGUCCCGCGAAAUCUUGCUGCACCCGACUCCAAUUAAGGACUGGGAGUGCCUCCCCACGGAGGAUCUGCAAGAGCAGCAGGUCACCGCAGAGAAUUUCUCCUUUAGCGAGCUCGAGCUGGGCUACGAGAACUGGAGUGCCAACGAGAUCCUGAAGAGCGUGCUGCCUGCGGAAGAGGAGGGACUCACCUCUUACUCCCGCAUCGGCCACAUUGCCCAUCUUAAUCUCCGGGAGCACCUACUGCCCUACAAGCAGCUAAUAGGCCAAGUGCUCCGCGAUAAGCUGCCCAACUGCCGCACGGUGGUCAACAAGGCCGCCUCCAUAGACAACACCUACCGCAACUUCCAGCUAGAGCUGAUCUGUGGCGACGCUGAUUACCAGGUGGAGACCAAGGAGAACGGCGUUCCCUUCGAGUUCGACUUCUCUAAAGUGUACUGGAAUCCACGACUCUCGACGGAGCACGAAAGGAUUGUCAAGAUGCUGCGAUCGGGAGAUGUUCUCUACGACGUAUUUGCUGGCGUCGGACCUUUUAGUGUUCCCGCGGCCAAGAAGCGCUGCCACGUUCUGGCCAACGACCUCAAUCCCGUCAGCUUCCACUGGCUGCAGCACAACGCCAAGCGGAACAAGUGCCUUUCCCAAAUAAAAAUGUUCAACCAGGACGGGAGGCAGUUCAUAGUCGAUGAGGUGCGCGAGGAUUUGCUAAAGCGUCUGCUGACCACAGAUACUACCUCCUACGCCAUACACAUAACUAUGAAUUUACCAGCCAUGGCCGUGGAGUUUCUAGACGCUUUUCGAGGUCUCUACAAGCCGGAGGAACUGGCCGAGUUGCCUCAAAGGGUUUCCUACCCCAUCGUCCAUGUCUACUCCUUUGCCAAGGGCGACAACACCAAGGAGUUGGUGAGGCAACUGGUGGAGAGCAAUCUGGGGGCCAGUCUCGACGAGGACCUGCUGGAGGGAAUCAGCUUUGUCAGGAACGUGGCCCCCAACAAGGACAUGUACAGGGUGUCGUUUAGGCUAACCCAGCACCUGCUAACCACCCCGAAGGAGAUCGAAGGCUCGAGAAAGCGUUGUGCGUCGGAGGAGCCGCUGGCAGCCAGCAAAGUGAAAUGUGUUUGAUACUCUUACAAUAGAUGCAAUAAAGUUGUGACUGUCAAACCUAAAAAA